This is a messenger RNA of Dendrobium catenatum, 1624 nucleotides long. RefSeq lists its product as uncharacterized. The transcript is spliced from 5 exons. The coding region runs from base 71 to 1330 and encodes 419 amino acids. Lineage: Eukaryota; Viridiplantae; Streptophyta; Magnoliopsida; Asparagales; Orchidaceae. The record is from RefSeq and is a predicted model, not a curated record.
UCAUGUUUUAGUAAACAUCUUCCGAAAUACGUUUCCGCCUUCAUUUCCUUCGUUUCCCGUCCCAGUUCUUAUGCAUUGUCGCAUGCAGCGGCAGCCGCUUCUGGUUCCUUUGGUCUCUUUCACUUCCAAUCGAAUACGAUCUCUACGAACUCUCGUCUUCUUUUCCUUCUUUCACUCUUCCAUGGAGACCACUUCUUUCUCCCCGUCGAUCGACUCGACCGAUGCUUCAUCGGCCGCCCCCGGAAAGGAGAUCCUGCGCACCUCCUCCGCUUCUGAAGCCAUCGGCGAGGGAGAGUCGGCGAAGGAGUUCGGAUUCGGGCGAUCGGAGUUCGGGCGGGAUUCGCUUGUGGGGACGGUACAGCUGUACGACCGGCACGUGUUCUUGCGGCACAAGUCGCCCGAAUUUUGGCUGCCUAAUGUUGAGUCGGCGAAGUCUGACCGUCUACCGCAGCUCCUGGCUGCCGCGUUGAAGGCCCGGAAGGGCGAUAUGAAGAAAAAGACUCUUUUAACCAUAUGUGGAGCUACAGAUAUUUCUGAUUCAUCAGAAGGAGAUGUUUUGAUAUUUCCUGACAGGAUUGGAUAUCGGAGAUUGACAGAUGCUGAUGUUGAUAAUUUUGUUGAAUUAGUGCUUGUGAAGGACACUGAAUGGUUACCUGGAGCAGUUGAGACAUUGUCAGGUUCAUAUAUUUUUGUUUGCGCUCAUGGUAGUCGCGAUCAAAGGUGUGGUGUUUGUGGUCCUAUUCUUAUUGAAAAAUUUAAGGAGGAGAUAUAUUUGCGUGGUCUCGAAGAUCAAGUGUUUGUUAGUCCUUGCUCACACAUUGGAGGUCAUAAAUAUGCUGGAAAUGUUAUCAUAUUUAGUCAAAGUAAAACUGGAGAAGUGUCUGGGAACUGGUAUGGAUAUGUUAGUCCAGAUGCUAUUCCUAUGCUACUUGAACAGCAAAUUGGGAAAGGGGAGAUUAUAGAUCAUCUAUGGAGAGGCCAGAUGGGUUUAUCAGUAGAUGAACAAAAAAAAGCUCAGAGCAUUAGGCGCCAGCCAAAUAUUGCAAUUGUGGAGAAUAGAGCCUCAGGCUGUUGCCAAGGCAAUGGUAACCUCAGCUGUUGCCAGAAUGCCACAAUUAUGGCUAAACCAGACGCCAAUCACACCACCGGUGGAAACGACAACGAAAACAACCCUAGCAGCAGCAGCAUAAGCAACAGUAAAAGCGUCAGUCAAAGCGAGAAUUUGAUAUCCACAUGGCUCAAGCAACCAGUGCGAGAUACCUACGCCGCCCUCGCCAUUGUUGCUGCCAUUGCUUCUGUUGCUGGUGCUUAUUUGUACUAUAGGAACUGAAGGUGAUGAUCAGAUCAGGCUUUCUUCUAUAUCGACAGCCAUGAACUUUUGUGCAUGCCAAUGCCUAUAGGGCUGGGCCAAGAUUGAUACAUUUUUAUUUCUUUAUUGUCAUAGAAUAUUUACAUCCGACAUAGAAGUUAUACUACUUGGAUUCUUAAGAAGUUGUUAAGUCAUAUAGGCUUCAUAAAUAAUGGUUGUGUUGUAUCCUUGUUGUUAAUCUCUCAGUUAUGAGAAGGAUGCUUGGCAAAUGUAGUGCUUGUGAUCAUGGAGCUUUAUGUAUUAGGUGUACUUUUA